Messenger RNA from Leucoraja erinaceus (little skate), 3767 nucleotides. RefSeq names its product BARX homeobox 2 (gene barx2). The coding region runs from base 1857 to 2462 and encodes 201 amino acids. The record is from RefSeq and is a predicted model, not a curated record. The transcript has 4 exons. Gene Ontology annotation, biological process: regulation of DNA-templated transcription. NCBI's taxonomy places the organism in Eukaryota, Metazoa, Chordata, Chondrichthyes, Rajiformes, Rajidae. Gene Ontology annotation, molecular function: DNA binding; DNA-binding transcription factor activity, RNA polymerase II-specific.
AUAAAAAUAGGCUCUUCUGCUCACCAUGUCCACGCCAACCAUUGUACCCAUGUGUGCUAAUCCAGUUUAGUCGCAUUUAACCCCUCCCUUUCUGUACCGUGGCAAUUCCAGUGCUCACUGUGAAGCAUCUUACACGGUGCGUCACUCUUUCACAGUGAGUUCCAGAUUACAAUCACUCUUUGGAUGAAGACGUUUUUCUUCAGAUCCCCUGUAAAUGUUUUACCUUCACUCUAAACCUAAGCCCGCUAGUUUUGGAUAGCACUGCCAUGGGUUAAGGUUUCAUACCAUCUAUGCCUCGACUUUUGGAGCAUGUCCUCCAUCAGGUUCCCCGCAUCCUCCUUCAUUCCACGUAGAGCAUGGUGGCAGGUAAAGCCCCUGUCUCAUAGCUGCAACUACAUGGGUUAAAUCCUGAAUUUGGCUACUUUCUACGUGGUGUUUGCUCAUUCUCUCCGUGACCUGCAUGGAAUUCCCAGAGGUAUUUGCAUCUCCUGAUGAUUACGCAAUGCUUAAUUCUGUUCACAACUCUUCAGUAAAUGAAACAGUCUACUUGCAUGCAGCAAGACCUAGACAACAUUCUGAAUUAGGCUGAUAAGUGGCAAGUAGCAAUCAUACAUAGAAAAGAAAUAGAAAUACCUUCUUCAAUUUCUGAGAAAUUAGCUAACUAAUUGAAUUAACUUAACUAACUAAUUCAAUGCAUUUACUGUCAAUUAAUUCCCACCACUAGCAUCCUACGGACAUCAACUUGCCACACCAAUACAGGAGAAUAUAGCAAUACAUGGCUACAAGACCAAUUCAACUCUUGCAAUCAAAGGGCUUCACCUUCAAUAUUACACAAUGCUGAGUGUGAUGGAGCACUCUCCACUUACCAGGACCAAUACAACUUCAACAACCUUCAUGCAGCUUGACACUCUGCUGGCUCACAAUUGAGGUGGCAUAGUGGCCUAGCUGGUAGAGCUGUCACCUCACAGCGCCAGAGACCCAGGUUUGAUCCUCACCGUGAACUGUGCUGUCUGUGUGGAGUUUGCAAGUUCCUGCUAUCACCACAUGAGUUUCCUCCGGGUGCUCCGGAUUCCCCUCACAUCCCACAGAUGUGUGGGUUUAUAGGUUAAUUGGCCUCUGUAAAUUGUCCCUAGUGUGUGGGGAGUGGAUGGGAAAGUGGGAUAACAUGGAACUAGAGUGAACAGGUUAUCUUUAGUUGGCAUGGACCUGAAGGGCCAAAGGGCAUGUUUUCAUGCUAUAUCUUUCAAUUAAUCAAAAACUGGGUUCAAUCCUGACUACGGGUGCUGCAUGCAUGGAGUCUGUAUGAUCUCUCGAUGAUCUUGUGGGCUUUCUCAUUAUCCUUUUCCAUCCCAAAGAUAUGCUGUAAAUGAGUUGGCUCGACCUGUGUGGGAGAGAAGAGAGCAAUAAGGAGGCAAUGGGACUGAUAGGACUGUCCUCUUGACACCAACAUGGAGCUGAUGGGCCAAUCUGUCUCCUGUGUCACUAUAAUAGAAGAAAAAGCAGCCUGCCCGAUUAGCAACCUUACCCAACACCCUAAACCUUCCCUCCCUCAUACACUGUGUUGCCAACUUUCGCUGGUCUCUCCUGAGUCAGACUUCCUAUUCUCCCUCACCUGGUGCACACAUCUGACCCAGGGCCGGAUUUAGAUGAAGAGAGGCCCUAGGCUAUUCCACUUGUGAGGCCCCUCACAAUCCCCUAUGUAAGGUCCCUCCCAAUCAGCCUAUGAAGCCUAUAGGUAAAUCCGGCCUUGCCGAGGCCCCCUUAGUUCUCAAGGCCUUAAGCUUAAGCUUGUGAAGCUUAUACGUAAAUCCAGCCCUGAUCUGACCUGAAACAUCAUCUAUUCCUUUUCUCCAGAGAUGCUGCCUCCAGAGUGCCAUCCAUUUUGGUGGCAAAAACGGGAAAGCAGACUAUUAUCUAAAUGGUGGCCGAUUGGGAAAGGGGGAGAUGCAGCGAGACCUGAGUGUCAUGGUACACCAGUCAUUGAAGGGUCAGCAUUGAGCUCAUACCAAUCGUUGGCUUUGACACAGCUGUCUCCAGUUCCCACUACAAGGAUUCCACACUUUCUGUCCUCCAGUACCACUGGCUUAUUAUCUCUGGAGAGUGCCAGCAGCGAGAGCAACAGUGACCGGGUUGUCACUCGGUUUAAGAAGCCCCGGAGAUGCCGCACCAUUUUCACCGAACUGCAGCUCAUGGGUCUGGAGAAGAAGUUCCAGAAACAGAAAUACCUCUCUACUCCGGACAGAUUGGACUUGGCACAGUCACUGGGAUUAACUCAGCUCCAAGUGAAAACCUGGUACCAGAACCGAAGGAUGAAGUGGAAGAAGGUGGUGCUGAGAGGAGGGCAGGAGGCUCCGACCAAACCCAAGGGGAGGCCAAAGAAAAACUCCAUCCCCACAACAGAGGAGGUGGAGGCUGAGGAAGAGGCCAGGUCAGCACAGGAGCAGCAACCAUGCCUAACCUGAGGGACGAGGAACAGACGACGUUCUUUCACUCUGCGAGUGCCCUGGCACAGUGGGCACUGGCUGCAGUGGUGGCGAGAGAAUGCAGGAGUACCAGCCUGCUGCCCGCAUAUCACAGCAUGUAAAUAAUGACCUUAAUUUAAUGCGAGCUGGGAAUCAAUGCUCUGUGUAUAAGGGAGAUUUAAAUAAAAUAUUGUGUAUUAUUCUGCUAAAGUCACUGUUCCAGUACUAUUGAUUUCACCGGUGCAAUCAUCGGUUCUUUCAUUUUUGAUUAAAUAUGUGCUUUAUUUCCCUUCAGUUGUGACUUGGUGUCCAGCAGUGUUGUGUCAGGAGGGGCAGGGGGUGGCGGCUGUGAGUGAAGCAGGUCUGGGCAGUGAGAGGGCCGUGUUGAGGGUCAGUACUUGUCCCUGUCCACCCAGUACAGGGAUCUGAAGAAGCGUCUCGACCCGAAACGUCACCCAUUCCUUCUCUCCAUCGAUACUGCCUGUCCCGCUGUUACUCGAGCAUUUUGUGUCUUUACCGUGCUGUUCUGUGUCUAGGGUGCCAUUCAGAUUAGAGGAGGGAAAAGGAACCAUAUAACCAUAUAACCAUAUAACAAUUACAGCAUGGAAACAGGCCAUCUCGACCCUUCUAGUCCGUGCCGAACACAUAUUCUCCCCUAGUCCCAUAUACCUGCGCUCAGACCAUAACCUUCCAUUCCCUUCCCGUCCAUAUAACUAUCCAAUUUAUUUUUAAAUGAUAAAACGAACCUGCCUCCACCACCUUCACUGGAAGCUCAUUCCACACAGCUACCACUCUCUGAGUAAAGAAGUUCCCCCUCAUGUUACCCCUAAACUUCAGUCCCUUAAUUCUCAUGUCAUGUCCCCUUGUUUGAAUCUUCCCUACUCUCAGUGGGAAAAGCUUUUCCACGUCAACUCUGUCUAUCCCUCUCAUCAUUUUAAAAACCUCUAUCAAGUCCCCCCUUAACCUUCUGCGCUCCAAAGAAUAAAGCCCUAACUUGUUCAACCUUUCUCUGUAACUUAGUUGCUGAAACCCAGGCAACAUUCUAGUAAAUCUCCUCUGUACUCUCUCUAUUUUGUUGACAUCCUUCCUAUAAUUAGGCGACCAAAAUUGUACACCAUACUCCAGAAUUGGCCUCACCAAUGCCUUGUACAAUUUUAACAUUACAUCCCAACUUCUAUACUCAAUGCUCUGAUUUAUAAAGGCCAGCACACCAAAAGCUUUCUUUACCACCCUAUCUACAUGAGAUUCCACUUUCAGGGAACUGUGCACAGUUAUUCCCAGAUCCCUCUGUUUACCUACAUUCUU